Molecule: messenger RNA, 4474 nt
Organism: Lates calcarifer (barramundi perch)
Lineage: Eukaryota; Metazoa; Chordata; Actinopteri; Centropomidae
Product: zinc finger and BTB domain-containing protein 39
Biological process (GO): regulation of cytokine production; regulation of immune system process; negative regulation of transcription by RNA polymerase II
Molecular function (GO): protein binding
Source: RefSeq, a predicted model, not a curated record
GGCGGGUGAGAAGGGGGAUGUGAAAUGUAAAAUGUACAGUUCGUAGACGAGAACCGCCGGAGUCCCUCUUAAAAACAGAAGAUAAACACAGGAUUAUUCACCGGCUGCAAACAUCUGUCAAUGGUUCGACUGUAGCGCACCAGGAGCUGCAGCAGCAGGGAUGAGGAUCCGGCUGCAGGGUCCCGGCCACGCUGCCAGCCUUCUCUCCGAGCUCAAUCGCUGCCGCCAGUCACGUCGUUACUGCGAUGUGUUCCUGCAGGUCGGAAACCGCACGUUUGCAGCUCACCGUGCGGUGCUGGCCUGCGCAGGGACGUACUUUCGCAACCUGUUUGCCCGGGCUUCAGCCUCGUCAACCACUGCCGCCGCCGCCUUCUCUCUGGAGUUUAUCUCCCCGGCCAACUUUGAGAAGGUGCUGACGUUCGUCUACACGGGGGAGAUCCUGACUGAUCUCAUAGAUGUUGGGGUGCUGUACGAGCUGGCUGAGCGGCUUGGUGUCAGCGAGCUGGUGAGGGCCUGUCACGCCAUCUUCCCAGACCUGCAGGCGUCUGUGUCUGCAAACUGUAAAGCCAGCAGCCCUGGAGACCUCCCCCUGGACUCUGGUAUGGUCGCUGCUGCUUCCACAGUGGCUGCUGUAAACGCCGCUUCUGUAUCCGCGUCGUCUGUGUGUUCGUCCGCCGCUUCCUGCUCGUCUCUGUCUUCGUCGGCCGGUCCGUCUGCUGCUCCCACUCCUGCUGCCGCUCCACCCUCACCUCUCUUCCAAGCCAGGGCAGCCAGGGCCAGCCGGGAGGCCCACACGGGGGCUCUGUCUCUGGACCUGAAGACAGAAGACGUCCAGUCUCAUAUCGGCUACGGGCGGAUGGCAGCAGAUCAUCAGCUACCAGGAGGGCAUCUUUUAACCAGCAGCAGCCACUCCGGUCAGAGCGACGGCGUGCUGCCUCCUGGUCCUGUGCUCCAGCUAAAGACUGAGCAGGGGCUGGAGGAGGAGGAGGAGGAGGCGGGAGGCAGCUGUGAGGAAGGCAACAGAGAUGGACAAAUGGUCUCCGACUCCGCUCCGUCCAACUCCUGCUCCUUCCCGGACUCUUCGGCUCAGCUCGGAGCCGAGGCCUGUGCCCCGACGUCAUCCUCAGGAGAGCCCCUCGAUAGCCUGCAGGUCGGAGCGGUGGAGGGCGGUGUGGUGGACCUGCAGAGGGACAGCGGGCUGAUGUUCAGAGAGGUGGAGGAGGGAGAGAACGAGGAGGAGAGGGAGGCUCUGCAGAGUAACGGAGAAAUGGAUGGGACAGAGGAGGAGCAGUGGAGGCAGCUGGCAGGCGAGAUCAUCGAGCUGAGCGACGACGAGAACUUCAUGGAGGAGGGAGAUGAAGAAGAUGACGAGGACGACCUUGUGUGCGUGGAGAACGGCGAGGGACAGAACUCCAGCACCCAGGUGACAGGAGACAUGCUGUCUUGUAAAGCCUGUGCGGCGCCUCUCCCAGCGGACCCGGCAGCCGUCAGAAGACACGCCGAGGCCCACCUGACGGAGCUGGGGCUGUGCAGGGUGUGCGGGGCCUCGUUCCCGGACCAUGCUGCCGCUAUCUCCCACUCCCUCUCACAUGUCGGGGUGCAGCUCUUCACCUGCGACAUGUGUCACCUGCAGUUCUGCAGCCAGAACAAGCUGCUGCGUCACCACCGCCAGACAUCCUCCGCUUACACUAUACCGCAGGGGGCGCUGACCAACGGCGGCCAGGGCCUCAGCUCCGAGCUGCAGUGUGCUGUGUGCAGCAAAACCCUCAGCAAAGAUUUCCAGACCGUCAAAGACCACCUGCUGAGCCAUGUGUGUCCUCAGAGCCUGAGCUGUGGAGUGUGUCACCUCCCCCAGCUCUCCCUCUGCUCCCUGCUGUGGCACGCCCUCGCCCACCUCUCGCUGCCAGUCUUCACCUGCCCGCACUGCGCCCGCUGCUUCGUGGAGCGCCCCCACCUGGACAGACACAUGGCUGUGCAUGCCGAGGAGGCGGCAGCGAAGGAGAGGGAGCGGUCUGUGCUGAGGGCUUACAGGGCAGAUGGAGGAGGAGGAGGAGGUGGUGAUAUGGCGGGGGUGGAGGAGCUGCAUUGCUUCCUCUGCCCGCAGACUUUCCGCUCCUCGUCGGCCUUUCAGUACCACCUCAGCCUGCACACCAACGAGUCCCUGGGGAGCGGGGGAGGAGGUGUCGGGGGUCAGGGCUGGUUAGGCAAACGUAAAGCCGACCAGUCUCUGGAGUGCCCUCCGUCCUCCUGCUCCUCCUCGUCUCCACGGGACGUCAGCAGCCUCGUUAAAAUGAGCAACCUGGGUCUGGGGAUGGGCUUCAGCAUCCCGGAUAAGUUUUUCCAGGGGCCGGCGCACAGCUUGUCCUCGGGGGUCCUGACCAACGGGAGCUCGGGGCAGGACGGGGGAAAUGGGGCGGCGGGCGUCCGUGGGAAAUGGUACCGGUGUCGCUACUGCGGCAAACGCUUCGCCCACUCGGGGGAGUUCACCUAUCACCUCCGCAUCCACACGGGGGAGAAACCCUACCAGUGCAAAGUCUGCCUGCGGUUCUUCAGGGGCCGCUCCACCAUGAUCUGCCACCUGAAGACGCACGCCGGCGCCCUCAUGUACCGCUGCACCGUCUGCGGCCUUUACUUCUCCACCCUGAAGCUGGUGUCGUCACACAUGGAGCUCCACAAGGACCACCUGCCGCCGGACUUCAACAUCGAGCAGACCUUCAUGUACAACGAUCACUCGAAAGAACCGCUGCCCACUGUGGACACCUGAUCGUACCCUCUCCCUCUCUCUGACACUAACUCUGUGUCUGGUUGUCGUGGACCAUAUACUGCGUAUAAUAGACUAGGGCCGCAACUAACAAUUACUUUUAUUAUCAGUUAAUAGUUGAGUCGGUAAAAUGUCAGUAGCUUUUAAGAAAUUAUCUGGCACAGUUGCUCAGAAGUCAAAGUGGCAGCUUAAAAUUAUUAAUUUUGUCCAAAGAUGUUCAGUUUAUAAUGAAAAAAGCAGCUGAUUCUCAAAUCUGAGAAGUUUAAAUCAGAGAAUAUUUGGAAUAUCUGCUUCUUAAAAUGACUCAAAACGACUAUCAAUCAGACUUCUUCUUUAAUCUAUAGCUCUGUUAUAGACUUAGACUUUUAGAAUGUAGUGGACUUAUCUGUCAGAUGCUGUUCACUGAGUAAACCUGUUGGGAGGUUUAGUCUCUUUGAACUAAGAUAAAAAAAGAAGCCACUUGGUGGCAGUGUAUCAUGUUCUGUGUCAGUGAAAAGAAAGGGAGGCUGGUGGAUUGUUGACUGUCAUGCAGUAUUCUGCUUAUAUCAAAUCCAAUCAAGUCUGUAUCUUUGUAACUUGAAGGAUAACUGGUAUUUUUUAAAAAUGUUUUUAGGUGUAAAUGAUUCAGAGAGUCUUUGGAAUCAGUGCAUCUGUCCACGUCAAAGUACGUCCAUUAAAGUGUUUUUUGGUUUUUUUUGGCCACUGACAGACUUAUAAUAACAAUCUAAGUGUCUGACAACAUUAUGGAGAGGAUUCCUACACAGAUAGACCUUUUUAUUAAAGAGUAAGAUCCUUUUUGUUUAGCCAGAAACAUCGCUUUAUGUCAGUACCAAACUCCAUUAACAAAAAGAGGAAUUUAAUCGAGCAGAACACAGGAGCUGCUGGCUACCAGUGUUUCUGUCUCUUUGUUUGUUUGUGUUAUUGUGUGAGUUUCAGUGAUGAAAGAUGUAUUCAGAUCAUUUACAUAAAUGAAGGUACCACACAAUAACAUAAAUAAACUAACUGAUGGAGACAGCAUUAUUCUCACAACUCCCUGUCGUUCUGCUCUGUAAAAUUCCUCUUUUUGUCAAUGGCAGUCUGGCACUGACACAUAAGGAUGUUUCUGGUCAAAAAAAGGAUUUUACUCUGUAAUAAAAAGCUCUAUCCCUGUAAGAAUCCUCUCCAUAAUGUUGUCAGAAACUUAAAAUAACAGUCUAACGAGCACUUUAGAUUUUUUUUUCUCUGUCAAACCGUUUAAACCUAAAAACAUGAGUUAAAGGCUCAAAAAUACCUGAGCAAUCCUCCGAGCAUCAGGAUAGGUUUUUAAUGUCAGUGACUGAUAAUUACACUGUUAUUAAAGUAGCACCUCAUUGUAGCAUAGAAAUUAUUUUCCUAUAUUUGCAGUCACUAUUUUCACACAAUCAGAUUUUUUACGUCUUUUAAAAGUUUCAUUUUUUCCCACUCCGUAGAUACGACGUAACAUCCGUCUAUUAUUGUAAAAAAAAUAAAAAAUAAAAAACAUGAGGCGUCUUUAUGAAUGCUCUCAGAAAAAUGCCAUUUAGUCACAUACAUGCUGUGUUGAGAGGAUCUGAAGCAUAUUGUGCUGUAGAAACAUGAUAUUUAAGUGCCCAUCGCAUCUUUGUGUCUUACCUCAUAUUUAUGAUGACAGUGCAAUUAUUUAUUAUUUUUUCAAUAUUGUUUUUUUGACAGAAUAAAAUAAAAUAAAUGCCUCUA